This is a messenger RNA of Rhincodon typus (whale shark), 2924 nucleotides long. It is a transcript of the gene fbxl16, whose product is annotated as F-box and leucine-rich repeat protein 16. The transcript has 6 exons. Gene Ontology annotation, cellular component: SCF ubiquitin ligase complex. Gene Ontology annotation, molecular function: protein binding. NCBI's taxonomy places the organism in Eukaryota, Metazoa, Chordata, Chondrichthyes, Orectolobiformes, Rhincodontidae. Gene Ontology annotation, biological process: SCF-dependent proteasomal ubiquitin-dependent protein catabolic process. Bases 139 to 1653 code for a protein of 504 amino acids. The record is from RefSeq and is a predicted model, not a curated record.
GAUACGAUUGAAGUGUUUGAAUGAGUGGAGGUGUCAAGUCAAUAGAUGAUUCUUGAUUCUUGGGGCUCAAGAAUGAAAGAGAGUUGGGUACAAGACUAACUGUGGAAUAGUUGAAACAGAGAACAGCGAAUUUGAGAAAUGUCUACACAUAGCUCCAGUGACAUCAAGCCUCCCUGCAUGCCCAGGAACGGACUAGUCAAGAUUCCAGCCCAGUCCAAUGGAUUAGGAUCAGCCAGUAUCACCAAAGGAACCCCUGCCGCUAAGAACCGACUGUGCCAGUCCUCAUCAAUUCCAACAGUGCUCCCACCACCUCUACCUAACCACAGUGAACUGGCUUCACUAGCCCAGGCAGCACACGUGCCCUCCUCAUCUCUGUGUGGACUGACUGACUCUAUUCCACUGGUGGAACCAAACUCUAACAAGACCUCACCAAGUACAUGUCAGCCAUCAGGGUCCAAACGAAAACUGUCACUGUCUUCAAUGGAAGGACAAUUGCCUAUAUUGGAUGAGAAGAUCAUCAACCGACUCUUCUGGUACUUUUCUUCUUGCGAGAGAUGUGUUUUGGCGCAGGUGUGUAAAGUGUGGAGAAAGGUCUUGUACCAGGUCAAGUUCUGGGAAGGCAUCACGCCCAUUCUCCAUGCAAAGGAGUUGUACAAUAUCCUUCUCAACGGAGAGAAGGAGUUUGUCAACCUGCAAGGAUUUGCCAUCCGUGGCUUUGAUUCUUUCUGCCUGAUUGGAGUCUCUGAUCUGGACAUUUGUGAGUUUAUAGAUAACUACCCUCUCUCCAAGAAAGGUGUGAGGUCAGUGAGCUUGAAAAGAUCAACAAUCACUGAUGCAGGACUUGAGGUUAUGUUGGAGCAGAUGCAGGGGCUGGCCCAUUUGGAGCUGUCAGGUUGCAAUGAUUUCACAGAAGCAGGCCUGUGGUCGAGCCUUAACGCACGGAUUACCUCCCUGAGUGUCAGCGACUGCAUCAACGUAGCCGACGACGCCAUCGCCGCCAUUUCGCAGCUGCUGCCCAACCUGACCGAGCUGAAUUUACAGGCCUACCAUGUGACGGACACAGCCAUGGCCUAUUUCACCGCCAAGCAAGGGUACAGCACGCACACGCUGCGCCUGAACUCCUGCUGGGAGAUCACCAAUCACGGCGUGGUGAACAUGGUGCACAGUCUGCCCAACCUCACCGCCCUCAGCCUCUCCGGCUGCUCCAAGGUCACCGACGACGGCGUGGAGCUGGUGGCGGAGAACUUACGCAAACUGCGCAGCUUGGACCUCUCGUGGUGUCCACGCAUCACUGACAUGGCUUUGGAAUAUAUUGCGUGUGAUCUGCACAAGCUAGAGGAGCUGAUAUUGGACAGAUGCGUGCGGAUUACUGACACUGGACUUGGCUAUCUCUCUACAAUGUCUUCCCUGCGCAGUCUAUACUUGAGAUGGUGUUGUCAGGUGCAAGAUUUUGGUUUACAACAUCUCUUUGGAAUGAGGAGUUUACGAUUUCUUUCAUUAGCAGGUUGUCCAUUGUUGACAACUGCUGGCCUCUCAGGCUUAAUUCAGUUGCAAGACUUGGAGGAGCUGGAACUCACCAACUGCCCUGGGGCUACGCCUGAGCUCUUCAAAUAUUACUCACAGCAUCUACCCCGCUGUAUGGUGAUUGAAUAAGGACAGCAGGGAUUGGCUGUUUUCACACAAGUACCACCCCCAGCCAAACCCAGCACUGAUGACCAAUCAGAGUGAAGCUUGGAGACGAAUCUGCGUCGGCUCAAAUGAUCGGAAUAAUGUUUUUCGUGGCGUCAGGAAUGAGAAAGAAACUGUGAAUAUUAACAAAUUGAAAUUCUUUUUGCUUUGGUGUGCACCAGAGUCAUCCCAUUCUCUGUCUGGAUGUGUGAAUUCCACAAUCAUUCCUGCUCAUCACACUGCUCUUUUUAACUAAACGUGGAGUGGUUGUGACCAGGCUUGUUCUGAGCAUGUGCAGCGUUCGCGGGUAGCCGCUGUCACAUGCUGCUGCUGUAACUCUUGUUGUUUCAGUGCUGGAUCUCUGUAAUGUGUCUUAACGUCUGUGUAGAUUUCCGUUUGCUGAAGUGUUUCCCACUGCGGAUGUGAGGCUGUAACUCUCUUGUUAGGAGCGAGUUGUGAUGACCAUCCCUCGUACCAGAGGAUGGAUCUCUUUUGGAGGUGCUUGCCAACUCAUUCUGUUGACUCUAUCUGACUAACAAAGGAAACAUGUCUCCACCAGCCCUCACAUCAGCAGAUAAUUCUCUUUUUAACUUAGUAUUCUCCUUUUCAGUUACUAAGGCUGGCUGGUUCACCGCUGAAAUCUAUAAGAAGAAGAAAGUGGGGGAGCUGGAUUGGGAUUUAGAUGAUUGAGUGCAAUGGGUGCCAUUUUUCCAUCCAGGUCAAAGGACAAAUGGGGAGAAGGUCAGCAUCAGCGAUGGCCCAUUUCAUUCCUUAAGACUUCAGAGAUGGGCUGAUCUGGACUGUUUUGAUACCUGCAAGAGUUUGUUUUCAUAGAGACCAAAAGAAGCCCACUCUGAUUCUGUGCCUCCUGUGAGAGCAGGAUGCCUCUGGGACUUUCUUACUGUGUAUAUUUUUCUGUCUGUUUGGAUACUCUUUAAAAAAAAGUUAUAGCUUAUAUUUGCUAAGUGUUUUCCUGUGCUGUUGCCCACUGGCUCGCCUGUGAUUUAUAUACUGCAUCGCUUUAAACGAAAAGGUACAGGAAGAGAUUGAGACAAUGAAAGUGAAGAGGAAGGUGUGCACUCCAUAUGCCACUUGUAAAAGCAUCAAGUUCUUCUACCACACCCCCUUCACCCCCACCUUCCCCACCAAACAACGAAAUUUUACAAAAUCAUUCAAAGCAGAAGCUGAAUAUUAUUUCUAACAUUGCUUUCCGCUGGAUUGUGAUGCCUUUGUUGUGUACAGUGUGAUGCUUCCAU